Molecule: messenger RNA, 2315 nt
Organism: Pecten maximus
Lineage: Eukaryota; Metazoa; Mollusca; Bivalvia; Pectinida; Pectinidae
Product: cell surface glycoprotein 1-like
Exons: 3
Coding region: 1-1635 (544 amino acids)
Source: RefSeq, a predicted model, not a curated record
AUGCUCAUUAUGACAAUUCAUCAUGCACCUUCACUACCAGCCACCAUCAUUCCCACAGAUAACCCAGCCACCAUCAUUCCCACAGAUAACCCAGCCACCAUCAUUCCCACAGAUAACCCAGCCACCAUCAUUCCCACAGAUAACCCAGCCACCAUCGUUCCCACAGAUAACCCAGCCACCAUCAUUCCCACAGAUAACCCAGCCACCAUCGUUCCCACAGAUAACCCAGCCACCAUCAUUCCCACAGAUAACCCAGCCACCAUCAUUCCCACAGAUAACCCAGCCACCAUCAUUCCCACAGAUAACCCAGCCACCAUCAUUCCCACAGAUAACCCAGCCACCAUCAUUCCCACAGAUAACCCAGCCACCAUCAUUCCCACAGAUAACCCAGCCACCAUCGUUCCCACAGAUAACCCAGCCACCAUCGUUCCCACAGAUAACCCAGCCACCAUCAUUCCCACAGAUAACCCAGCCACCAUCGUUCCCACAGAUAACCCAGCCACCAUCAUUCCCACAGAUAACCCAGCCACCAUCAUUCCCACAGAUAACCCAGCCACCAUCAUUCCCACAGAUAACCCAGCCACCAUCAUUCCCACAGAUAACCCAGCCACCAUCAUUCCCUCAGAUAACCCAGCCACCAUCAUUCCCACAGAUAACCCAGCCACCAUCGUUCCCACAGAUAACCCAGCUAUUUUCAUUCCCACAGAUAACCCAGCUAUUUUCAUUCCCACAGAUAACCCAGCCACCAUCAUUCCCACAGAUAACCCAGCCACCAUCAUUCCCACAGAUAACCCAGCCACCAUCAUUGCCACAGAUAAUCCAGCCACCAUCAUUCCCACAGAUAAUCCAGCGACCAUCAUUCCCACAGAUAACCCAGCCACCAUCAUUCCCACAGAUAACCCAGCCACCAUCAUUCCCACAGAUAACCCAGCUAUUUUCAUUGCCUCAGAUAACCCAGCCACCAUCAUUCCCACAGAUAACCCAGCCACCAUCGUUCCCACAGAUAACCCAGCCACCAUCGUUCCCACAGAUAACCCAGCCACCAUCAUUCCCACAGAUAACCCAGCCACCAUCGUUCCCACAGAUAACCCAGCCACCAUCAUUCCCACAGAUAACCCAGCCACCAUCAUUCCCACAGAUAACCCAGCCACCAUCAUUCCCACAGAUAACCCAGCCACCAUCAUUCCCACAGAUAACCCAGCCACCAUCAUUCCCUCAGAUAACCCAGCCACCAUCAUUCCCACAGAUAACCCAGCCACCAUCGUUCCCACAGAUAACCCAGCUAUUUUCAUUCCCACAGAUAACCCAGCUAUUUUCAUUCCCACAGAUAACCCAGCCACCAUCAUUCCCACAGAUAACCCAGCCACCAUCAUUCCCACAGAUAACCCAGCCACCAUCAUUGCCACAGAUAAUCCAGCCACCAUCAUUCCCACAGAUAAUCCAGCGACCAUCAUUCCCACAGAUAACCCAGCCACCAUCAUUCCCACAGAUAACUCAGCUACCAUCAUUUCCACAGAUAACUCAGCUAUUUUCAUUGCAUCAGAUAGGCACCUUCAUCUUUCUGCUAAGAAAAAAAUCCAGCCAUCUUGUUUCCCAGUAGAUAAUCCAGCCACCUUCAUUUCCAGUAGUUUAUAGCAUUAAAUAACAAAGACAAAGAGACGUUAUGAUAUUCUCAAACAGUGAAUUAAAUAGCAUGAUUUAACAUUACCGAUAGAUUAUGAACAUGGAUUAUUAUAUGAUAGAAAUACUUCCAUCAUGUACUUAGGCAAAGUAAGAUAUAUAUUUUCAGUAGUAUUGUACACCAACCUUGGCUUAAAGACUAACUCAGCUAUUCCUAGAUCUGAUGCAAGACAAUACAUUUCUUUGCAUUUGAAAACCUUAAUCUAAAAUGAAGAAGAUUGUAUCACACAGAAUUGGGACCUCUACCCGGGGGUAAAUCCAACCACUUCCAUGCAUCCCAUGAGAUAAUUCAGCCUCCUUUGUUCCCGAUAGAAAACCCAGCUAUUUAUCAUCCAAUUAGAUAAUCAGUUUUUUCCAAGUUCAUAAUCCAGCAAUAUUUUUACAAUGAACAUAUAUGAAUAAAUAUGUCUGGAUCAUUUUUAACUUUUAUAGAAUGCAUGAUUUAUUGUAGAUUAGUUGUAUUGCUAGAGAAAUAGGCUCCACUUAACUAAUACAGCUUGUUAUCAUAUCUAUUAUAAAUGUUGUCUUUACCAACUACACCUUAUUUUGUUUUAUUGAUCUGGGGUAAUGUAUUAUUGCUUUUGAUUAUUUAUUGUUACAUGCAUUAAAUGUAUUAAAUAAAUUUUCAAAAUAUC